AUGGACCAUAAUCACACAACAGUGACAGAAUUCAUUCUCAUCGGACUUUCAGAAACUGCGGAACUUAAAGUUUUAAUUUUUAUGGUGUUUUUAAUGAUAUACCUUGUUACAGUGAUUGGAAAUCUAUGUAUCAUCUUGGCUUACAUAUUUAGCCUAAAUCUUAACACCCCUAUGUAUUUUUUACUGACUAAUUUUUCCUUUCUUGAAAUCUGUUACAUUUCAGUCAACAUUCCGAAGAUGCUUUCCAACUUGUUAUUGGAACAUAAGACCAUAUCUUUCUAUGGCUGUGCUUUACAGGUCUAUAGCUUUGGAGUGUGCGGUGGGACGGAGUGUUACUUGCUAGCGGCAAUGGCGUACGAUCGGUAUAAUGCGAUAUGUCACCCACUUUUAUAUAGCAUCAUAAUGAAUAGGAUGGUUUGUAUUCGGCUUGUCAUCGGAUCUUAUCUGGUUGGCUCAUCAAAUUCUCUGCUGCAUACGGUUCUUACAUUCACUUUGCCUUUUUGUGGUUCUAACAAAAUCAAUCACAUUUUCUGUGACAUUCCGCCAAUAUUAACCUUAGCAUGUGCUGACACCAGGAUUAAUCAGAUCGUCAUUUUUGUGACCAGCAACUGCGUUGUGGUCGGUUCAUUUUUAUUAAUCAUGGUAUCUUAUAUAUAUAUUAUACUGGCCGUCGUAAGAGUUCAUUCCACUUCCGGUAGAAAGAAGGCGUUUUCCACUUGCACUUCACACUUCACAGUGGUGACUAUAUUUUAUGGUUCUGUUAUGUUUAUGUACUUAAAGCCUGAAUCAAGCAGUGCCAUUGUUCAGGACAAGUUGGUGGCAGUCAUGUAUACUGUUAUCGCUCCUCUGUUAAACCCUUUUAUCUAUAGUCUAAGGAACAGAGACGUAAAAAUGGCUCUUAUUAAAAUAUAUCAUCAGCUGACGACAUCUAAGAAGCAUUUAGUAUGA
This is a messenger RNA of Nanorana parkeri, 948 nucleotides long. Its product is annotated as olfactory receptor 1009-like. NCBI's taxonomy places the organism in Eukaryota, Metazoa, Chordata, Amphibia, Anura, Dicroglossidae. Gene Ontology annotation, cellular component: membrane. Gene Ontology annotation, molecular function: olfactory receptor activity; G protein-coupled receptor activity. Bases 1 to 948 code for a protein of 315 amino acids. The record is from RefSeq and is a predicted model, not a curated record. Gene Ontology annotation, biological process: G protein-coupled receptor signaling pathway. The transcript has a single exon.